CGGGGUUUUCUGCGUUCGCGUUGCGCUUCAGUGACGCUCGCGAGGCGCCGCGUCGCCGUCCAGCAACAUGGCGGAGUCCACUGUGCGCGUGAGCGGGAUCGUGUUGUCCUCCCUCAUGUUCCAGCAUGUCAACGGGGACUCGGACGUGGAAGGUUUGAUCCUCGGAGAAAGUCAGUUUGAGGAGCAAAUCAGCAUCAGCGACUCUCAGGCCGAGCACAUCCACAUCGAGGAGAUCUACAACAUCCAGAAGCACAUCAGCUGCCUCAAACUAAACGAAUUCUACGAUGCUGUUGGAGACGUGAACAUUGACGCUGUGAAGAAAAUCCUGGCCGACAAUAAGGAGGAGGACGUGAUUGGCUGGUACAGACAGCGCAGGAACUCUGAGCAACAGAUGACCUUCAGAGAGAAGGUCGUCCACGAGAAGCUGAAGACGACUCUGUGCAACCCUCACAUGAUCUUUGUGCUGCUGACCCCCAGCAGGUCCACGCCCACAGGCUCCACCCACAAGAUGGAGUACGCCGCCUUCACCUCCCGCAGCAGGAUCUUCGUCAACAUCCCCGUGCUGGUCAGGAACCUCGGCCUCCUGGAGAGUCCGGCCUACUGGAAGCCCUCGGCGCCCUGCUCGGCGGGGGGGUACCGCCUCGCCACCAGCCGCCACAGCUCAAAGUUCUUCUCCUCCAACGGGCUGCUGAGGGACGUGAACGACGUCAACGCCAUGAGCGACGCUCUGCAGGAGGAGCUGCAGGGAGCCUGCAGGAAGUUGGAGGAGAGUGAACGUCUGGUGGAAUCACUCCAGAGCGACGUUUUGACUCUCAGGAGGAAAGUCCAUGAGAAGAAAAGUGAAGGUGGUCCGGUGGUCCAGAGGGACCAGGUCCUCCAUCAGGCCUUCAGGUCUCUGUUCUGCUCUCCUGUGUUUCACACCCACACUCUGACUCUGAUGGCUCUUCCUGUUCCCGACGCCAUGACAACGGCUCCAGAAGCGCCGUCCCCCCCCUGUCGGAAGAGACUGAAGGAAACGCCGGGGGGGCGGGACAGGAAGAGCAACCCUUCAGAAUAAAAGACAGUUCUUUACGUUUUCCGUUGAUGGGAAUCAGUAUUUCUUUCCGCUAGUUUCACUUCACGUUUGAAGACGCUUAAACUAUCAAACGUGGAGUUGAGUCUGCUGUUACUAUGACAACGAGAUGGCGUGCUAAUGUUAAACAGUC
This is a messenger RNA of Pungitius pungitius (ninespine stickleback), 1205 nucleotides long. It is a transcript of the gene abraxas1, whose product is annotated as abraxas 1, BRCA1 A complex subunit. NCBI's taxonomy places the organism in Eukaryota, Metazoa, Chordata, Actinopteri, Perciformes, Gasterosteidae. Gene Ontology annotation, molecular function: polyubiquitin modification-dependent protein binding; microtubule binding. The record is from RefSeq and is a predicted model, not a curated record. Gene Ontology annotation, biological process: attachment of spindle microtubules to kinetochore; mitotic spindle assembly; protein K63-linked deubiquitination. Gene Ontology annotation, cellular component: nucleus. Bases 68 to 1057 code for a protein of 329 amino acids. The transcript has 9 exons.